UUGCGCACGAAAACAGAAACUUUUUUCAGAAAUUAUUAGUAUUUUGCCGGCAUUUUACUGGAUUUAUACAAAACUUACCAUUAUUAUUAUGAAACAUGGUACCAUAAGUAUAAUUCAAAUAAUAAAAUGAGCUCCAGGCAUGAAAGUGUUCAGGAAAACACUUCUACACCAAAACGACGUCGACUUGGUACAGGUAGAAUUUUGAGGCUGAAUAAGACUAAUAAAGAAAACAGUUUUCUACUUUCCAAUCAUAGCCCUAUUUAUCGAAGAGUUACUGCUACUGUUAGACCUGAAGUAUGUGAAUCACCACCAUUGCCUUCUAACCAAAUCAAAUAUCUGCAUGAUUCACGAAAUAGCAGUUCCAGUGACAUCCCAUCAUCCCCUGGAGUUUUUGAGAAGAAUGACGAACAUUGGGAGUCUUUAUCAUCGACUAACCUGGAUGAUUUGUGUAAGAGCGAAGUUUCAGCUCAUAAAAAUGUGUCUGAAAUUGAAGACAUAUCGGAUGAUAUGUUUCAGUCCAGAUUGGAGCAGGAAUCAAGCCAGGUAAAACCAGAAUCUCAAUUAAAUGUACCUAUAGGCAUUAAUCAGACUGAUUUUGAUACUCAGCUCAAAGAAUCAAGUUUUAUAAGUGGUAGUAAGUUGUUAGAUUUAAGCCUAGAAACAAAAUCAGAAGAGAAUCAAGACAUGAAUGAAUUAUUAACUUCAAAAUAUGAAAAGCAUUUUAGAGAUAAUCUUGAGGAGAGUUUUGAAAUGGUUAAUCAAUCCAUUUGUGGUAUACAAGAAGAAACUAAGAAAUCAGACAGGAGCUCAUUAUUUGUAACUAGGGAUUCUUUUUUACUUGAUAUAAGAGAAAGUGGUAUGAUAACAAGUGAAAAAAACAGUAAUCAUGAGUUUGUAAAACCUAAGACUCCUAUGAAAGACAUUAACAGUGACAAUGGGUUCUAUGGGCUGCCGAUAGUAACAAAAAGCUUGUUCAAGACAUACAGGAAUAUUGAAAAGUUUUAUGACUGGCAAGAAGAAUGCUUGAACCUUGAUGCCAUUAAAGAGAGACGUAAUCUGAUCUAUGCGCUCCCUACCAGCGGUGGCAAGACUCUUGUGGCUGAGGUGCUGAUGCUCCGGGAAGUAUUAAACAGGAAAAAGAAUGCCCUAUUUAUCCUUCCCUUUGUAGCCAUCGUGCAGGAGAAGAUUUGGGCCCUAUCACCCUUUGCAAUAAAGUUGGAUUUUCUGGUGGAGGAGUAUGCAGCAGGAAAGGGUCACUUGCCUCCCAAAAAGAGGAGGAAAAAGAAGAGCAUUUACAUAGCCACCAUUGAGAAGGGGCUGGCUUUACUCAGAAGCCUCAUUGAGUUGAACCGGCUAGAUGAACUUGGGCUUAUUGUGGUAGAUGAGCUACAUCUAAUAGGGGAACCAGGUCGAGGUGGGACCUUGGAAAUUCUGCUCACUACUGCCAUGUUUGCUAGCAAAGACAUCCAGAUAGUAGGCAUGAGUGCGACGAUCGGCAACCUGCCCGAGAUAGCGGAGUUUCUAUCGGCGCGCGUGUUCGAGCGUCACUUCCGACCCGUGGCGCUGGCCGAGUUCGUCAAGCUGGGAGACUCGCUGCACAAACUGGUGGCUAAUGAUGAUGGAGUGGACGCCGUGCUGGAGAGGCAGCUGGCGUAUGACUAUUCGUCGGCGGCCGUGACGAUGGAUCCAGACCUGCUAGGCGGGCUGGUAUCAGAGGUGGUGCCGGGAGCCAGCUGCCUGGUGUUCUGCCCCACCAAGCGGAACUGCGAGAACGUUGCGGCAUUGCUGUGCAAGCUGCAGAGAAGAGAAAUGACAUUGCACCGGACAGCCGAUCGUGUAUCCCUCGCGAGCGCGUUGCGCGCUGAAGGUGCCAGCAGUGACUUAGUAAAGUCCGUCCGCUACGGAAUCGCCUUCCACCACGCCGGGCUCGCUGGUGACGAGAGAAGUCUGCUGGAACAGGCUUUUAGAAACGGCGUAAUCUCGGUCCUAUGCUGCACGUCAACUUUAGCCGCGGGUGUGAAUCUACCCGCAAAGCGCGUGAUCGUGCGCGCGCCGCUAGUAGGCCGCGAGUUCAUUACGCUGGCUGCCUACCGCCAAAUGGUAGGCCGGGCGGGCCGCGCCGGCGUGUGCGAGGAAGGUGAGAGCAUUAUAAUCUGCGGCGCGCGCGAGUGGCCGCUUCUACGCGGCGUGCUGCGUGGUGGAUUACUUGCGGCCGCGUCGCAACUGGCAUCCGCUGCGCCUGCGCUCGCGCUCAGCGCGGCUGCGUUGAAACUGGCUCACACACGCGUGGGACUGAGAGAGCUGCUGGCCAGGACGCUGCUAGCGAGGAGUUCGGAAGUGGACGUGAAGCAGCUCUGCGACGAUUCCAUUCGCAGCCUCAUCCAGUCGGGCGCUCUACAGGUAGCGGGCGGAGAAAGAGACCCUGACGAUACUACGUGCUACGUGCGGGAUGACGACGAGUUGGUCGUCAGCAAGCUGGGUCGAGCGGCUAUCAAAGGAUGCAUGGAUCUCAGCACCGCCAAACAGCUGCUUGAAGACCUGAAGGUGGCUUCGCAAGGCCUGGUGCUGAUGGGCAGCCUGCACCUCAUCUACCUGGUCACGCCGCACGACGCGGCUAGCAUCAGGCCCGACUACAGGCAUUAUUACACCUUGUAUGGGACUCUAGAUGAAGAGGGUUUGCAGACGGCAAAGAUACUUGGCAUUACAGAAAUGAACGCCAUCAGGAUGAUGACCGGAAAACCUAUUACGAAUGUUCCGGAGCGAGUGUUGUGCCGGUUCUACUUAGCGCUGAUGCUGCACGACCUUUGGAAACAAGUUCCCUUUCCAGCAGUUGCAGAUAAAUACUGUCUCCCUCGUGGUACAGUGCAGUCCGUAAUGGCAAGUGCGUCAUCGUUCGCGUCGUGCGCGCAUAAAGUUUGCGAGGAGUUGGAUUUGCGCUGGUUCACGCCGCUCAUGCAAGAACUAGCAUCUCGUCUGCAGCACUGUGCAGCGCCAGAAUUACAUCAGCUGAUGGAACUGCCCGCUGUUAAAAAGGCACGCGCUCUGCAACUGAUGAGAGGCGGUUACAAGCGGAUCGAAGACGUGGCGAAGGCUUCCGUAGACGACCUAGUGGGAACCGUAGACCACCUGUCUAGGACUGCCGCUACACAUCUCAUCAGUGCUGCUAGGAUGAUGCUGAUAGAGAAGGUAGAAAACCUCAGGGCCGAGGCUGAGGACGUCAUGGAAGAGCUUAACUUGUGAUAAUCAUGAUUAAUGUGAUAGUAAACUAUUGAACCAAGCAUUAGGUCAAAUCGAGAAAACAAACAUGGAUCUUAUUUAGGCCUUUUUCUUUCUAUACUGAAAGGAAAUUAAU
Messenger RNA from Ostrinia furnacalis (Asian corn borer), 3352 nucleotides. RefSeq names its product mutagen-sensitive 301 (gene mus301). The record is from RefSeq and is a predicted model, not a curated record. Gene Ontology annotation, molecular function: ATP binding; nucleic acid binding. The transcript has 16 exons. Bases 127 to 3240 code for a protein of 1037 amino acids. NCBI's taxonomy places the organism in Eukaryota, Metazoa, Arthropoda, Insecta, Lepidoptera, Crambidae.